GAGGACCUCAAGGAAUACUACUUCCAGGUGGACUCGGCCACGGGCCUGCCGCUCCCCGGCACCCAGACCUGGCAGCGGCCCUUCGCGCCCGUCCCGCCCUCGGCGCACGCCGAGCGCGCGCCGGCGCCGCCCGACGCCGCCGGGCGCGGCGAGGCCGGCGAG
Prorocentrum cordatum is the source of this 162-nucleotide messenger RNA. Lineage: Eukaryota; Dinophyceae; Prorocentrales; Prorocentraceae. The record is from the annotation of a GenBank genome assembly.